Messenger RNA from Penicillium maclennaniae, 654 nucleotides. RefSeq lists its product as uncharacterized. NCBI's taxonomy places the organism in Eukaryota, Fungi, Ascomycota, Eurotiomycetes, Eurotiales, Aspergillaceae. Bases 1 to 654 code for a protein of 217 amino acids. The record is from RefSeq and is a predicted model, not a curated record. The transcript has a single exon.
AUGGCAGAAGACGUCAUCUUCAGUCUGCGUGAGCUUUCCAAGGAUACUGAGAACAAGAAGCUUUUGCAACAUGGAAUUAUUCUCGUCGGUCAUUCAAUGGGUGCGAAAGUCGCUCUCGCUGCUCAAUUUGGGACUCAAGAUGGAUGGCUACUAUCGAAGAUCCGCGGUCUCAUUCUCAUUGCCCCGGCACCUCCCAGUCCGGUGAAUCUGCCACCUGAGAUGAAAGCUCAGCAAGAGGUUGCCUACGAGUCGGAAGAAUCUGUUCGUGAGACUGUGAAAUAUGUCCUUGCCAAGCCUGCGAACUUGACUGAAUCUGACAUCGAUAUGAUUGUUCGUAACAGCUUGGCUGGGAAUUCUCUGGCGAAGAAGGCUUGGCCUUCGUAUGCUAUGAAGGAAGAUAUUUCUGGACUUGUGAAGCAGGCAAUCGAAAGCGCCCCUUGGAAGGUCUCUCAGUGGCUGCCUCCCACGGUACGUGUGAUAAUGGGCGAGGAGGAUGUUGUGCCAAUGGACAGAGUGCAAUCUGAGGUGGUGUCAUUCCUGGAGAAUCAAGGCAUCCAUGUCACUACAACUGUUGCGAAAGGCGUGAAGCACCUUCUACCACUUGAGGCUCCUGAACUUAUCGCCCAGGAGGUCCGCCUUUUCUGUUGUUCUUGA